Blepharisma stoltei is the source of this 1433-nucleotide messenger RNA. The record is from the annotation of a GenBank genome assembly. NCBI's taxonomy places the organism in Eukaryota, Ciliophora, Heterotrichea, Heterotrichida, Blepharismidae.
AUGAACAGACAAAAAUCUGCAGCGUCUUUUUCUUCACUUAAUUAUUCAUCAUACCAAAGCUCCAAACCCGUAAACACUUCGAUUACUUCUAUUAAGCCACAACUAAUAAAACCUUCGCCUUAUUCAGAGCCUAAUCCAAAGCCAAAAACAAACCAAGUUAGGAAGAAAGAAAGCUCGCCUAUUCAGAUGCGCCACAGCUCUCCAGGCAUGAAAAAAUCAUCAUCAAAUGCUUCAUUUCAAACAAAUCCUUCUUCUAAACUAAAAAACCAGACUUUUUCACAUUCUAAUUUAUUUGCAUCAAUUGAAAAUAAUCACUCAAGCCCUACAAAUGCUUCAAAAAGCCUAGUGAAAAGUAUGAAUUUUUCUUUUAAUAAUACAGCAAAUGCUGCACAAAAUAAUCCUUAUAAAGAAACUGGGCAAUACCAGUCAAGGAUAAGCACGGCUUCAACUGAAAUCCAAAUCCUUGAAGGAAGGCUCAGCCAACAAUUAAGAGAACUUUCGCUGAAAGACUCAGAAAGAAUACCAGAUAAAUUAGAAAUAUUUCGGGAUUUAUUCCAAGAAAUUAUAAAAAAAGACACAAUAUAUAGCCCACUUCUAUCAAAAAUAAGGGAUGCAUAUGAUGAAGUAAUUGGAGAGAGCCGCGAAAAAAUGGCUAAUGAUAUUAACUCACGGCUAAACGAGCUAAAUGGAAGACUAAGCAAAUGCAUUGAAGAAAAGCGGAUAUUAGAAAAAAGAAUAGAAAAGAUUUCUAACUCCCCUCCGUGAGCAAACAAAAAAUUUUGUUCAUGGGUUCGAUUUUUUUGAAAAUAUAUACAAAUUAUAUAGUAAAUUUUUUUUUGAUAUUUAAAGCAAAUAUUAAUUUAACUCGCUCACGGAGGGUGGGGUUUUACACAAAAAAUAGGGAUUUUCUAAUGGUUUUGUUCUCUCACGGAGGGGGGAAUAAAGAAAAAUACGAAAUGGAAAUUAUGCUAGAAGAAUGCAAUAUUCAAAAUAACCGUCUCAAAGACAAGCUUCAAAAAUCUUCAAAAAAGUCUUUCCCAGAUUUUGACGAUAAAAGUGUUGGGUUAAUUAUAGAUGAAAAUAAAUCAUUAUCAAAAAUAUGCCAAAAACAGAAAAAUGAGAUUGAUAGUUAUAAGUAUAAGGAAAAGCAGCUUCUGAAGUUGAUACUUGCGCUGAAGAAAAAAGGGUACCCAGUUGAAGAAAUUUAUGAUAGAGAAGUGCAGAAAUCGAAAUAUGAAAUGUAUAAAAAUGAAGAAAACAGUGAGUUAGGAGAAGAGUCUGAAGAUGAGCAGCUUGUAAGUGGCAGACCUAAAGAUGUGCCACGACCGAGGAUCGUCCCAAAACUUAAUUUAAAUGAAGUAAAGCCAGACACGCCAUCAAGCUAUAGUGAUUCGAAUGAAUCAUCGCCUGUUUCCAACGUACAAUCAAUAUAA